AUGCGCCUCUUGUUCGCCACGACGCUACUAGCGCUUUCCAGCGCUGCCUCUGCCGCCAAACAAUGGGGCUUUGCAGACGGCUCCGUGACUUUCGCUGCCAAGGGCGGCGAGCCCGUCACUGAAAAGUUUACUCUAAAAGCCCGAGCCAAGAACCAGGUCGACCUGGGCCACACCAGUACCCUGAAGCUGUCCCUCACGGCGGAAGAGGGCGGCACGGCGAAGCGCCCGCAUCAGGCCUUCCUCGUCCUCCGCGAAACAACUUCUGGGCUCGAGGCGCCGUUCCCCCUCACGAUCAAGGAAUCAGGCAAGGGCAGCGUGAAGCUGACGCAAAAGGACCUCCCCGUCCAACUCCUCAACUCGGCCGCGCCUCUAGAAGCCAAGGUUGUUCUGGGCUCCUUUGGCGCGUCCAAGGCCAUUGUGGCAUCGGUGUUUGACAUUAAUGUUGUGCGCGACCCCAGCAGCGUCAACACCUACGAGGCGCCUCUGCGAUACGGCAAGCGUCCUGAGAUCCACCACAUCUUCCGCGGCGACCCCAAGAACCCGCCCAAGAUUGUCUCGCUCGCCUUUGCGGCUGCUGUUUUGGCAGCCAUCCCAAUCUUGUUCAUCAGCUGGCUUGUCCUCGGUGCCAACCUCAACCAUGCUGGCAAGGCGCUCAGCGCGGCACCCGUCUCGCACGCCGUCUUCUACGGCUCCAUUGUGGCGAUGGAGGGCGUGUUCUUCUUGUACUACAGCAGCUGGAACCUUUUCCAGACCCUGCCGGCCAUUGCCAUCGUGGGCGUGGUCGCGUUCCUGAGCGGCAACAGCGCGCUGGGCGAGGUGCAGCAGCGCCGUCUAGCAGGCGAAAGAUGA
This is a messenger RNA of Cordyceps militaris CM01, 849 nucleotides long. RefSeq names its product oligosaccharyltransferase subunit ribophorin II, putative. NCBI's taxonomy places the organism in Eukaryota, Fungi, Ascomycota, Sordariomycetes, Hypocreales, Cordycipitaceae. The transcript is spliced from 4 exons. Gene Ontology annotation, cellular component: oligosaccharyltransferase complex; membrane. Gene Ontology annotation, biological process: protein N-linked glycosylation. The coding region runs from base 1 to 849 and encodes 282 amino acids. The record is from RefSeq and is a predicted model, not a curated record.